This is a messenger RNA of Gavialis gangeticus (Gharial), 4127 nucleotides long. It is a transcript of the gene TRPV1, whose product is annotated as transient receptor potential cation channel subfamily V member 1. Bases 1367 to 3916 code for a protein of 849 amino acids. NCBI's taxonomy places the organism in Eukaryota, Metazoa, Chordata, Crocodylia, Gavialidae. The transcript is spliced from 15 exons. The record is from RefSeq and is a predicted model, not a curated record. Gene Ontology annotation, cellular component: membrane. Gene Ontology annotation, molecular function: protein binding; calcium channel activity. Gene Ontology annotation, biological process: calcium ion import across plasma membrane.
AGCAAAAUGAGCAGUGGUUGCCAAGUGCCUUCUUUUAUCAGUUUGGCUCCUUUCCUUUCAUUCAGACGGGAUGGACAGUUGGCUGCUUAUAACACUUCAGUAAGAGAACAGACAAAAGAUGUUCUCUGUCUCAAUUUUAGCCUAUGUACUGCGCUCUGUCAUUGUGCUCACGAUUGUAAAUUGGGUCGGAUCCAGGCAGCUCCGCUUUCUAGUGACUUUUUCAUUUCUCUUUUUCUUAGCGUCCCUAAGCUGACUUUCAGUUUCCGCAUACCACCUGCUUCCUGGCUGCCCUUGCUGGGCUCGCUUUGCCCCUUUCUGCCAGUUCAGUGCAGUGGUAGCUCCAUUGCAAUCCUUGCGUGGUAACUGUCCACACUUGCAGCAUGUCCCUUUCUUCCAGCGUGGCUGAGAUGCAGCUACCUUGUGCUGGGUUGGCAAUUUGGGCUCUGUCUGUGUGGAUAAUAAGGCAGCCCUCAAAAGUGCCAUCCUAAACUUCUCCCUGCAGAAGACUUAAUUACUGCCUCACUUAUGAUGUGCCUCUGGCAGAGAAACCCACCUGUAGCAGCUCAGCCUCACCUUCAUGGUCCCGUCUUUUGAAUCCUUCCCAGCAACACCAUACACUGCAAAUUGGCUGGACCGCCUGUUUCAUUCAUUUUACCAUCCCUCCUCUCUCCAUCCCUUUCUCGUCAGCUGUCCUUAGCAUCAGCCCUUUACUUCUUCCGGCAUAUCCCUGUUAACAUGGCUGGCCCCUUCCCCUUCUCAUGCCCUGUGAAUCUUGUCCUAUGGACUAAGAGAUGGAUGGAGGGCAAGGGUGGUGGGUGACAAGGAGUUUGUGUUUGAGCCUGAAUCUGUGUCUGUGCACACUGGGGUAAGCAUAACUCCACUGGCUGAAGGAAGUUGUUUAGGGCCUAAUCAUUCACAGAGCAGCUGAGCUGUUUUCUCCUGGCUGGGCCUCUCUGAUGCCUCAAGCUGUUGUGCUCCCUUAACAUGGUGCGUAAGGAUGAUCUUCUAUUUCCAAGUGAGGCCGGUUGGGUUUAGGGUGAGGCUGCAGAACCCUUUGGUGCUGGGCUGUCUUGUAGGAAAUGUGUCCAUUUCAUUGCCUUCGGCUAGUGUUCAAGGCUUUUCGAGUGACGUAGUUACAUAGCACAGGGCAGAAGUGAGCCACUCACUUGACAAAAUGGUGGCGAGUCCAACAGGAGAGUGCGUUGUUGGGUAGCUCAGUGCCUCCUGGUGGGGAGAGGCCUGGGUAGUGAGGGGGGUUUCCUGGCUUGUGGGUACGACAGCCUGCUUCCUCCUGUUGUUGGAGGAAAAUCCCAAAGCAAGUGAUGGUGUUAGUAUCCCUGGGUUCCUUGCAGACUGCCCAUGAACCAUGUCGUCCAUCCUGGGAAUGAUGAAGAAAUUCGGCAGCUCUGAUGUGGAGGAAUCUGAAGUCACCGACGAGCACACGGACGGGGAGGAUUCAACUCUGGGGACCCCUGACAGCCUGCAGGGCACCCAGAGCACCAAGUUGCAGCCACCCCCCAAAAGCAACAUCUUUAGCCGCCGAGGGCGGUUCGUGAUGGGGGACAGUGAUAAGGACAUGGCUCCCAUGGACUCCUUCUACCCGAUGGACCACUUGAUGUGUCCGCCCAUCAUCAAGUUCAGUGCCAAUUUGGAAAAAGGAAAGCUUCACCAUCAUUUUGGCAAGCUCCUGUCCACUGAGUCCAUCACAAGCUGCUCAGAUAAAGCUUUCAAGUACUAUGAUCGCAGGAGGAUCUUUGAUGCUGUAGCCCAAGGCGACAUAAGUGAUCUGGACCACCUGCCGAUGUAUCUUAGUCGGACCUUGAAGCAUCUCACAGAUGAUGAGUUCAAAGAGCCGGAGACCGGGAAGACCUGUUUGUUGAAAGCCAUGCUGAACCUGCACGAAGGGAAAAACAAUGCCAUUCCCCUGUUGCUGGGUAUUGCAGAGAAAACAGGCAAUCUGAAAGAGUUUGUUAAUGCUGGUUAUACUGACAACUACUACAAGGGUCAGACCGCACUCCAUAUUGCCAUUGAAAGGAGAAAUAUGUAUCUGGUGAAGCUCUUGGUCCAGAAUGGAGCAGAUGUUCAUGCCAGAGCCCACGGCGAGUUCUUCAGAAAAAUCAAAGGGAAGCCAGGCUUUUAUUUCGGUGAGCUGCCUCUUUCUCUCGCUGCCUGCACCAACCAGCUGUGCAUCGUGAAAUUCCUCCUGGAGAACCCGUAUCAGCCAGCCAACAUCGUGGCCGAAGACUCCAUGGGAAAUACAGUCCUGCACGCGCUGGUGGAAGUGGCGGAUAACACCAAAGAUAACACCAAGUUUGUCACCAAGAUGUACAACAACAUUUUGAUCCUUGGAGCCAAAAUUAACCCAAUGCUGAAGCUGGAAGAUCUCACUAACAAGAAGGGCCUGACUCCUUUGACCCUGGCAGCAAAGACAGGGAAGAUAGGGAUUUUCGCCUAUAUCCUCAGACGAGAGAUCAAAGACCCCGAGUGUAGGCACCUGUCUAGAAAGUUCACCGAAUGGGCCUAUGGACCAGUCCACUCCUCUCUGUAUGACCUGUCCUCUGUAGACACGUGUGAGAAAAACUCUGUGCUCGAGAUCAUUGCCUAUAGCAGCGAAACCCCUAAUCGCCAUGAGAUGCUCCUGGUGGAACCACUGAACAGGUUGCUGCAGGACAAGUGGGACCGGUUUGUCAAACACUUGUUUUACUUCAACUUCUGCGUGUACGCCAUCCACAUCAUCAUACUCACCAUCGCCGCUUACUACCGGCCUGUGAAAAAGGAGAGAGAACAGCCUCCCUUCGCAUUUGGCUACAGCACUGGGGAGUAUUUCCGUGUCACUGGAGAGAUCCUGAGCGUGCUGGGAGGUCUCUACUUCUUUUCCAGAGGGAUCCAGUAUUUUGUGCAGAGGCGCCCGUCGUUCCGGACCCUGCUAGCGGACAGCUACAGUGAGGUUCUUUUCUUUGUCCACUCGCUGCUCCUGCUGAGCUCCCUGGUGCUGUACUUCAGUGGGCAGGAACUGUAUGUGGCUUCCAUGGUCUUCUCCCUGGCACUGGGCUGGGCUAACAUGCUGUACUACACCCGAGGCUUCCAGCAGAUGGGCAUUUACUCGGUCAUGAUUGAGAAGAUGAUCCUGAGAGACUUAUGUCGCUUCAUGUUUGUCUACCUAGUAUUUCUCUUGGGAUUUUCCACAGCGGUGGUGACUCUGAUUGAAGAUGACAAUGAGGGACAAGACAACAGCACUGCUGACUGUCCCCGAUGCUGCCAACUGAAGCGUAGCCGCACAUCCUACAACAACCUUUACUACACCUGCCUGGAGCUGUUCAAGUUCACCAUUGGCAUGGGAGAUCUGGAGUUCACUGAGAAUUACAGGUUCAAGUCUGUCUUUGUCAUCCUGUUGGUCCUGUACGUGAUCCUAACCUACAUCCUCCUGCUCAACAUGCUCAUUGCCCUGAUGGGGGAAACGGUGAACAAGAUCGCACAAGAGAGCAAGAGCAUUUGGAAACUCCAGAGAGCCAUCACCAUCCUGGACAUUGAGAACAGCUACCUGAACUGUGUGAGACGCUCGUUCCGAUCUGGGAAGAGAGUCUUAGUGGGGACGACACCUGACGGCAAGGACGAUUAUAGAUGGUGCUUCAGAGUUGAUGAGGUGAACUGGUCCACGUGGAACACAAAUUUGGGCAUAAUCAAUGAGGACCCUGGAUACUAUGGAGAUUUGAAGAGAAACUCCAGUUUUUCCUUUAAAGCUGGCAGAGUUUCAGGGAAAAACUGGAAGACUUUAGUUCCCCUACUGAGAGAUGGCAGCAGACGGGAAGAGGCACCAAAGCUGACAGAAGAAGUCAAGUUUAAAUCUGUUUUGGAGCCUUGUUACGAGUCUGACAACUUCAAGGCACCGAAAGAUUCAAUUCCAAAGUCGGCGUAACUGUGUUGUUGUUGUAUUUCUUUUAUAAGUACUACUAUUAUUUUUUUUUUUUUUUUUUUGGUUUUCAGGAGAAAGUCAGUUCUUAUUGCCUCUGCGAUCACAGGGUCCCCCCUAGGAGAGGAGGGCUUUCUGGGGACAGCUUAAAGGGAACGAGGAAGACACUGUAUGUAGUAAUUCACUGAGUAUGCUAAGUAAACAGCUUGUUGUUUUA